Labrus bergylta (ballan wrasse) is the source of this 1052-nucleotide messenger RNA. Lineage: Eukaryota; Metazoa; Chordata; Actinopteri; Labriformes; Labridae. The record is from RefSeq and is a predicted model, not a curated record.
CACAUAACAUCCUGCUGAUAAGGAAAGUGCCACGCCUCUAUCACGGACAUUUAAAGCUGCUGCUACUGCAUCGUCACGUCAUCCAGACUAGAGAGCUGAAGCUGGAGCGACUGUAACCAGAGAGCAACAUCAAGAGGAAACAUCUGCUCGACUAAGUCAUCUUCAGAAAACGACUCAGAGGAAGAAACAGUAGAAAGAUGAGUGCUGCUCAGAGUCAAACCACACUGGAGUCCCUGCAGUGCCACUUCACCUGGGACCUGGACCGCAGCAGGCCGAAACUUUUACGUCUCACGCACAAGAUGGAGGACUUCAGCAAAGAGAAGGGAAAUAGAUGGCUGGGCCACAUUUACAACCUGUGGGGGUUCAUUCAGUAUAAACUGGGGUUAAAUGAAGAGGCUAACAGUUUGUUCCAGAAGGCUACGGAGGCACUCAACAAGCUGAGAAAGGCAGAUGAGGGUCCUUGGUUAGUGGUGAACUACGGGAACCUGGCCUGGCUGCACCACCACCUGGGAGAUCAAGCAGAGAGUCAGGCUUACCUGUCAAAGGUUGAUGCCCUGAUGGAAAAAGACCCAUCUGCAACCCAGGACGACCUCCAUCCAGAGAUCUGCGCUGAAAAGGCCUGGACCCUGAUGUUCUUCGGAGAGGAUAAGAAGCUGGUUGUUGAUUACUACAAGAAAGCUGCCAGGAUGCAGCCGAAAAUGGUGGAUUGGAACACCAGCUAUGUCAUAUGGUUAAAGAAGGUCAAAAACUUCAGUGACACAAGGCUGGACCCUGACCUUUUGGAGAAAAUGAGACAAGCCAAGGAACGGGAUCCAAAGAACUUGUACCUCGCUGCGCUCUACCUUGAACAACGUGCUAAUAAAAGAGAAAACAUUCGAGAUGAAGUCUGUGAGUUGGCUGAAAAUGUGAGCAGUAACCGCAGUAACUGCAGUAACAGUGGCAUGUGGGCCUUACUAAACCUUUACAUAGAACACAUAUCUGUUGAUGAGGCCGUUAAAUUAGCAGAGAAAGUUCUGAAAGAACAUCCAGAUGUGCGUUAUCUGAAGAAAUUU